CGUUCACUUUUUCCUAUAAGUUUGUACUGUAUAUAUCUUGUGAUUUGUAAAUAAAUAGGAAUUUUUAAUCGUUGUUCCGAUAAAAAUGAGAAACAGUGUUUAAAUGUUUAAACAGUACUUAAAUUUAAAAAUUCCAAAGAGUUAUUUUGUUAAUAUUCUUCAGUAGCGAACGAAGAGUGUUUGUGUCUGCGUUAAAUUUACAUAAUGGAGCCCAGAAAACUGAGCACACCAAGUAAGACACGGAAAAUCGAUAACCCUUUGAUAAAUAAUCUGUUUACGCAUAGAACUCCGAUGAAGCAGCAUGAAACGCGUCCGAAGCGCACAAUGUAUCAUCAAAAUAACACUCUUACCGUUCUGCCGGGUCACAUCACUCCACCUUCGAAGAUGAAGGAAUUCAUAAUUAAAAAUCCGUUCGAGCCCGAUUUGACCAACAGAUUGCACAUGUCUGUAAUCAGUCCGACUGUAUUUGCCAAGACUGAAAGUCCUUCGCAUGAGUCUCCGCAAUUUACAUGGAACAUAGAUGAACUGGCGCAUAUAAAACCGGCAAAGAUAGAGGAGUUUCCCAUACACCAGGUACAUUCUCCUGAUCCGGGACUAGAAGUAAAAGCACAAGCAGCUAUAAAUCAGUUUUUUAAAAAGAAUCAAAUAAUUCCUAGUCCGUGGGAUGACAAGCAACUGACAAAUAAGCCGUACAUACAGUUGGACACUCCCAAUAGACCUUUGGAUGAUAUAAAUUCUAGCAAGGAUUUGUCUAAGUCUAAGAAAGACGUAUGGUGUCAGACGGUGUUGUCCUUACCUCUGAAUUUACCACAAAAUGUUGAGGAAGUUUUGAAGCCAUUUUUCACAUUUACUCAGGAUCAAAACGAGCAGAGUACAGACAAUGAAGAAGCAAAUGUGAGUAACAGUUCACUGAGAAGAAAGUUAUUUUUCGCUCACGAUGAAUGUCACAAUGAUGACGAAAGUAUCGCAUCUCUGUCACCUCUUAAAGUCAGCGAAUCCAUGAGAUUAUCCUGCAGUCCUCCUCAGAGUGGUAUGUUUGUUCAUGGCACACCGUUAAAGAUGCGCCAUACCAAACAACGAAGUGAUGAAUAUAUGAUAAAACUUGAACAUUUAUCUCCACCUAACAUGUCACCGAUAUUUAAUAUUAAAAAUAACAUGAAGGUUGAAUCUUGUUCAGUUACUCGGUUAGAUUUUAUGGAUAUAAGUGCAGACAAUAUGCUGGAAGAAAAGAAACAAAGUCCACCUAAUCAAUGGGUAUUAGAUACAUCUCUUAAUGAAAAUAGUGUGAAAGAUACUGAAGACAAUUGUAAAGUGAUAAUUGUAAAUAAUGACAAAAGAACUCUUUGUGAUUCCAUUAACAUAAAUGAAAAAUUAGCAAAAUGUGUAAAUUUAAAUGACUAUCCUAGACAUUGCGACGCCACAAUGUUGAAUGAAAAUAAUUGUAAUGACGGUAAUUUUAAAUUGAAAACUGAUAUGGAAACAUCCGUGCACGAAGAGCGCAAGCAGAUUGUCACGAUGUUUAACUCGUUUGAUCAACAAAAUUCAAAUGCGGUUCAAGACACGGGUUAUCAAACUUACAGUAUGAAUAACACAAUGCAAAUAGUAGAUAGUUACAGCAACACUUCUGUGAAUCACAAAGUUUAUACAAGUGAACAAGUGAUGUCUAGAGAUAACACUCAACUAUCGUGGAAAGAGAACAUCAAAAAGAACACUACAUGCCAAUUUGGACAACUGGUUUUGCUAUAUAUAAUAAAAGAUGCGUACAUAUAAUCACAACAUAUGUUAUGUCAAAGAAGAAGAGAUAUUGGAUAAAAUAAUACACGUUUUUUUUUUGCAAUUUUCUUCAUUUGUUUCAUUAGAUAA
This is a messenger RNA of Pseudomyrmex gracilis, 1863 nucleotides long. RefSeq lists its product as uncharacterized. The transcript is spliced from 7 exons. Gene Ontology annotation, biological process: regulation of mitotic spindle organization; activation of protein kinase activity; regulation of mitotic nuclear division. Gene Ontology annotation, cellular component: cytoplasm; nucleus. Lineage: Eukaryota; Metazoa; Arthropoda; Insecta; Hymenoptera; Formicidae. The coding region runs from base 205 to 1770 and encodes 521 amino acids. Gene Ontology annotation, molecular function: protein kinase binding. The record is from RefSeq and is a predicted model, not a curated record.